Drosophila takahashii is the source of this 1098-nucleotide messenger RNA. RefSeq names its product midkine and pleiotrophin 2 (gene miple2). Gene Ontology annotation, cellular component: extracellular region. Gene Ontology annotation, biological process: mesoderm morphogenesis. Gene Ontology annotation, molecular function: growth factor activity; heparin binding. The record is from RefSeq and is a predicted model, not a curated record. Lineage: Eukaryota; Metazoa; Arthropoda; Insecta; Diptera; Drosophilidae.
CGUUUCGCCCACUCAGUUUAGCUACAACUUUGAAUGCGAGCGUGCCGAUCGCAAGCCGCCGUCUUACAGUAAAGUGCAUUUUCUCAAGAUAUUUCCUCGAUUCACAUUUUGUGGAACAACGGGCUGAAACUUGAAUCUAAUUUUCAAAUGCCCGGAUAUUUUCUCUCUAGGAUUUGAGUAUUUCCAAAGUAGCUAUGAAUCUCAUACUAACGUUGACCACGGUUCUGCACUUAGUUUUGGUGGCAUUGGCACGGAUUCCGCCAUCAAUUGAUGGCGAAAGCAUUUCCGAUGGCAUACGUCUGGUCAUGGAGAGGAGUUCCGGUGAUGUAGUACACUUUCGUCCGGCUCGUGGCGCUGUGGAGGAUGAAGCAGUCACAUCCACUACAAAUGGUGACACUCACCGCUCCAGAAACAAUCGGAAGCCGAACAAGUCGCACGAGCAUUCUCAGCAGGUUGGAGGACACAAAUCUGGUUCAAGAAAACUAGUGGUUGCCGAAAAUGGCAGUGCAUCACAGCCGAAGCACAAGCAAGGCCACAAAGUCACUGAUAAGCAGCAGCGCCAGGGACCCAAGCAGCAGCAUGGACAUGGCCAACACCACGCAGGGAAGAGAACCCAGGGACCCAAGGCAAAGACUUCAGAGAACGGGUCGACCUGCCGUUACGCGAAGAGCGCUUGGUCCAAUUGCGAUGACAAAACAAAUACGCGCUCCCGUGUUUUAUCUCUAAGGAAGGGAGAGCAAAACUGCUUGCCAACACGGACUAUACAAAAGAAGUGCAAGAAAGGCUGCCGUUAUGACAAGGGUACAUGGUCGCCAUGUACAGCUGGACAAAUGACCAGGGAGGAUAAGUUACAAAAUGAGGCGAUUGGCGGCAGUGACCAAAACUGCAAUCCUGUGCGCACCGUCAGCAAGAAAUGCAAGGCGAAUGGCAAUGCUGGAGGAGGAAAACAACAUGGCCAGAAUCGUGGCACAAAAGAACGGAAACAGAAGGACAAGGGUGCUGGACGCAUUUCGCCUCACGAUCAAUGAUUGUUUAAACUUAAUAAUUUUAUGCAAACACUGCAACAAGAUUUAUAGCAUUUUAUAAGCAAUUUAUUUA